CCUGGGAAAUGAGAAUGUUAUGCAAGCAACAAUUUUGUAUUUUCCAAACAAAGAAAAACUCUCUCUGCUUCUUCUCAAGUCUCCAGCAAUUUCUCUGCAAAGACUUUCUCUCUCCUAAGCUUUCUCUCUCUUUAAAGCAAACCCUUCUCAGUAAUUCCACAGCUCUGCAAAAAGACUUGGGCUUUUGGGUUUUGUUCUUUCAAAGUUUCAGACUUUGAAGAAUUGCUGCUGCCAUUACCUGGGGCUUCUUGUUGCGACUGCAUUAUUUAGAUUCUGUGUGUGCGCUGCCUUCUUGGAUUGAAUUAUGAUUUUCCAUUGUGGACUGUUGGAAGAAGCAUAACCUGAAUUUGAUAUGCUGAACAGUUUUUGAAGGUAAUUGCUGAUAAGUAAAAAUCAUCAUUAUUCUGGUAGGAUGGCAACUGAGGGUCUCAUGAGAAUGGUAGAAAGCAGCAGGGGAAAGAAGUGGCCCCCAUCUAAGGAUGCUGCAACGUUUGGAUCUCCAGUGAGAAGUAUGACAGCAGAGGAGUCGGGCUUCAUUUCAAAGGGGCAUGGCUUUAAGAGAGAGAGAGCUGAAGUUAUACCCAGUCGAAGUGGUAGUGCUCCACCAAGUAUGGAAGGUUCCUUUUCCUCUAUUGAAAACCUAUUAAGUCAACAGAACUCCAGCAUGAAAACAAGCUUGACUAAUUUAAACAACACUGUGGAUAAUGUUGAGAAUGAAGAAAAACUGCGUUCAGACCCAGCUUAUAUGGCAUACUACUUAUCAAAUAUGAACUUGAACGCAAAGCUGCCUCCACCACUUACUGUACGGGAGAAUCAUCAUGUUGUCCGCCAUAGUGGUGGUCUAGGAACCAAGGGGAGACUGACUUCUUUAGAUGACAGCGCCAGGUCCUUGCAUCUUUCUCAAGGUUCUCUCUCAACUCUUCAGGAGGACCCUAAUGAUGCUAGUUCAUCCAGAAAGUCUAAUGAUAACUUGGCAGAAGAUAGUGUUGCAGUAAUGCCUGUCAAGGACACGGUUUCUUUGGCAAGUUAUAAUAAGAGUCUAGUGGAUCUCAUACAGGUAGGAGUUAAACAAGACUUCCCCCGGACUCCAUCUCCUCUAUAUAAUCACUCCCUCACUUCAAGUCUUGGAACAACAGAUGAACCAAUUGAUAGUGAUGUACAUUCACUUUCACCAAAUGCUUCUUCUGUCAACAAGUCAAAAUUACCUGAACCAAAUUCAGACUCUAUCAAUGAUUGUCCAGAUACAAGUGCCUCGGACGCGCUUGGUCGUGGGUUCAUACCAAAUGAUGUUCCUUUGCCUACCACCUCCCCAAGUGCUCAACAUCGUGAUGUUACAGGGAACCUACAAAAAGAUGAAUCUAAUAUUGAGCAUGAUGGGUCGGGGAAUAAUGCAUCGAUUAAUGGUGACCUUGGCUUGGAUCUUUCCAGAGCGAGAGCAGCUAAAGUUGAUACCAACUAUAACAAGCAACAAGAACAAUCUUAUGGGAGGUAUCUACCACAACACAAUUUGUCUACACAACAAGGGGUUCCAUAUCAACUUCAGGGGUUCCAAGCACAAUUAGUUUCACAAGGAAUGAAUCAUUUGCAAAGCAGAAUGCAAAAUCUUCCCCACGGGUACCCAAAAUUCUCUUCUAUUGAGACACAACCAUCAUUGCACUCACCUGGUGUCACACCUCCCUUGUAUGGUACAGCCACAGCAUAUAUGACUCCAGGAAGUCCAUUCUACUCAAAUUAUCAGUCGUCUGGUGCGUUUCCUACACAAUAUGGAAUGGGUGGAUAUGCCUUAAGUUCUACUUAUCUUCCUUCAUAUAUGCCUGGGUAUGCUUCUCAUGGGUCUUUUCAAAUGCUCUUUGAUGCUACUUUGGGGCCAAGUUUCAAUGGUCGACCUGCUGAUGUUUCAAGAGGGGAGAGGAUUCCCCAUGAAGGUGAUAUGCAACACCCUAGUAGAUCUUAUGGGCAACAUGGGCCAGUGCUCCAGCCACCUUUUGUGGAUCCCCUUUAUACGCAAUACUAUCCUCGUCUGUUGGAGGAUUCAUAUGGUGCUUCAAUUCCUCAUGGUCACUUGGCGUCAAGGGGUGUUGUCAGAGGCCAACUUUCACAACAAGAAUUAAAUGUUAAUGCUUAUAGGGCUGACCCAAAAUUCCACACUUCAACUAAUGGUAAUCUGGGUAUUCUAAGUCCAAGGAAUGUGGGAAACAAUGGUAGUGGUUAUUAUGGACAUCCUUCUGGCAUGGGUGUAGUGACACAGUUUCCAGCCUCACAUCUCGGUAGUCCAAUAUUGCCAUCAUCUCCAAUGGGCAGAAUGAAUCAUCUUGGUCGGAAAUAUGAAUUGAGGUCUCCUGAAGGUUCUGUUAGUGGAGUAUAUUCUGGGUGGCAAGGGCAGAGAAGCUCCAUCUUGGAUGAUCCUAGAAGACACUCUUUACUUGAAGAACUGAAAUCUAGUAAUACCCGUAAAUUUGAACUUUCUGAUAUAGCUGGGCGCAUUGUUGAUUUCAGUGUCGAUCAACAUGGGAGUCGAUUUAUUCAACAGAAGCUAGAGUACUGCAGUUCUGAAGACAAGGCAUCUGUUUUCAAAGAGAUUCUUCCACGUGCUUCAAAAUUAAUGACGGAUGUAUUUGGGAAUUAUGUUAUUCAAAAGUUUUUUGAAUAUGGGAGUCCUGAGCAGAAAAAGGAGCUUGCAGAUCAACUUGCUGGGCAAGUUUUGCCUUUAAGUUUGCAGAUGUAUGGUUGUCGUGUAAUCCAGAAGGCUCUCGAAGUUAUUGAGCUUGACCAGAAAAUACAACUUGUGCAUGAGCUUGAUGGACAUGUCAUGACAUGUGUACGAGAUCAAAAUGGAAAUCAUGUAAUACAGAAGUGUAUAGAAUGCAUUCCCACAGAGAAAAUUGGAUUUAUCAUUUCUGCUUUUCAAGGACAAGUUGCCUCACUUUCUACUCAUCCCUAUGGCUGUCGUGUCAUACAGAGAGUUUUGGAGCAUUGUUCAGAUGACCUUCAAAGUCAGUGUAUUGUUGACGAGAUCUUGGAAUCUACUUAUGAUCUUGCUCAAGAUCAGUAUGGCAAUUAUGUUACCCAGCAUGUUCUGGAAAGGGGAAAGCCCAACGAAAGAAGCCAAAUUAUCAGCAAGUUGGUUGGGAAGAUUGUACGAUUGAGUCAGCAUAAAUAUGCAUCAAAUGUUGUUGAGAAGUGUCUGGAGUAUGGUGAUACUACUGAGCGGGAGCUCUUGAUUGAGGAAAUCAUUGGACAAAUGGAAGAAAAUGAUAGCCUGUUGCCAAUGAUGAAGGACCAAUUUGCCAAUUAUGUGGUUCAGAAGGUUCUUGAAACAAGCAAUGAUAGACAGCGGGAAAUACUGCUCAAACUUAUAAGAGUUCAUAUUGAUGCUCUGAAGAAAUAUACUUAUGGGAAACACAUAGUUGUUCGGUUUCAACAGCUAUCCGGUGAAGAUGUCCAAACCCCAGAAGCUGAGGGGGUAUAGAAAGGGGUAGACAUUGCUCAAUCCAUUUGGCUUGAAGGUUUUGCUUGUGGAGUGCGGGCAGUUGACAGAAGGAAGAAGCAUUACCUUAGAACAAGCAAAAGUUUAACCUUUUCUUUUCAAGAAUGGCACCUUUUACAAGAAAUUUCAAGCAUAAGAAACAACAGCGGCGUUGAUUGAUGAAAACUCAAUGCCUGCACCAAACCGAUGGUAAUUAAGUUGUCCUAGUUUUCGUUGAAAAGUUUAUAAAAUGUGCGAUUCUUGAAACAGGGGUAGACAUUUGCUAGUUCUGUGGAAAACUGUCUGCAAGAUAUAUAAGACAGCUACCGCGUCUUCUUUGCAAGAAGAAGAGCCAGAUGAUUGAAGCUACCGUGAUGUAUUUUCUGAUUUUACAUUUACGUAUAUUUGGGUACACAUAUUUAUGUAAAGCAAUGUAAUGAUCCAUGCGCGGUUGAAGGCGGCGUAGAUACUACUGUCUAGUUAUAGCUUACUCGUAGUGUGUGAAUUUGGGACGACAACAACAAAAUUGUGUUGAUAUGUAAUAUGAUGUAAAAAGUUAUAUCAGGGUAUGUUUCACUAUGCAAA
This is a messenger RNA of Pyrus x bretschneideri (Chinese white pear), 4051 nucleotides long. Its product is annotated as pumilio homolog 5. The record is from RefSeq and is a predicted model, not a curated record. Gene Ontology annotation, molecular function: mRNA binding. NCBI's taxonomy places the organism in Eukaryota, Viridiplantae, Streptophyta, Magnoliopsida, Rosales, Rosaceae. Gene Ontology annotation, biological process: 3'-UTR-mediated mRNA destabilization. The transcript has 10 exons. Gene Ontology annotation, cellular component: cytoplasm. Bases 413 to 3469 code for a protein of 1018 amino acids.